UGGGUAAGUCUAGCCAAUAGGGACGCUACUAGCAGGAGCGCGUAACUUGAUUCAGGAAGUAAUGCGGGUUUUUACUUUUUCGUUGCAUAUUAUUCGCUUCGUGUUCGCAAAGUCUUCAGAAAUCCCCAAACCAACAAUUCGUUGGGUUACUAAGGAACAAAGCUGAACAUGUCGGGUAUUCCCGAGGCUACACAGGCAUCGACGCUCGGGAAGGGCGACAAUCUGCAUCAACAGAUUCUGGCCUCGUUCCCCCUGUGUGACAUGACUGAGGAGGAUCUGACACAGAACCCUCAGUUCUGUAAUCUCCUGGCCACCCUGACCCAACACGUGGACCAAACUGGACUCACUGUACCACUAAAAACAGAACUGGAAAAGGCUGAGCAGAAGCUGCAGAGCCAGAGACGUCAAUGGCUUCACUCUGAGAGCCUCUACAGAGGGCUACAGGAGAUGAUCCAGGACCACUGUGUCAGGAAGCACCAUAGCACUGUCCCCCCUGACCAGAACAUGUUCUUUGAGACAAUGGAGAAGUGUCUGUUGGUGGCUCAGUGUGUCAGGCAGCUGGAUCCCAGUAACACUACCAACCAAGACCAGCCCUCCAUUCUUGGCUUGAACUCCCAGCAGGUGAUGGAGCUCAUGCCUCUAGAGAAGAAUGUGUCAAGGAUGAAACAGAGUCUGCCCAGAGAGCUGGAAAAACAUCUGAAGAAAAAGUGUCUGAGUAUCCUCUCCUACUAUCAGCCUGAAUGGGAAAAUGAGAGUGAUGCUCUGAAGAGCAGCAAGCUGUCGCAUCUGUCAGCUCAGCUGGACAAAGAGAAGAAAGAGGCAGAGAGUCUGAAGAAGAACUCUUGGGAAAACAUGCUUCUCCUGCAAAGGCAGAUUCAGCUCUACCUCUCUGAGUUGAUUAAGUGCAUUCAGCUUCUCCAGACUCUCUUAUUGGACCACAGGCUGAAGGUCCAGACAGAUUUGGACAGAAAGAAGCUUGACUACUUUGAAGGCAAAUGUGAAUUAGUCUUACAAAAGAUAAAAUCUGAGAUGGUGGAAAUUCAACUGGACACAUACACACCGGAUUCAGUAUCUGCUCACAGAAAGAUAAGGCAAAAGCUGGAGUCUGAGCUUAAGUCCUGCCAGGCUGAGAAGCAGUCUCUGGAGCUGAAACUGGGCUCUUUUGAGAUCUUGGGAAAAGAGUUUGAGGCCCUGGCUGAGGAGUACUGCCGGAUACGACAGGAGAUAGAUACCAAGAACUGGGCUCUAAGGGAAUUCACCCAAUACAGCAACAAGUGAAAGUCAUAUAUGAUGGUGGGUCACCCGUCUUGAGAGCAUGUCCCUGCUUACAUACUGACACUUGGACAUCCAUGCAUUGAUUUUCUUCCUAUAAUAACUCGUGUGUGGUAGAAAAUACAGUUUAAUUUACUUGACAAGUUUCAGUUUUCUUUCAGUAGCCAACACCAUAAUUAGUUUUCCAUUUUUGCUACACUGUCAGUUUUAAAGGAAUUGGUGACAGUUAUUGUGAAAUGUUUAUAUAACAUCACCUUGCUAUUGCAAUAGAAACUUUGAAAAACAU
This is a messenger RNA of Betta splendens (Siamese fighting fish), 1558 nucleotides long. RefSeq names its product HAUS augmin-like complex, subunit 4 (gene haus4). Gene Ontology annotation, molecular function: microtubule minus-end binding. Bases 169 to 1278 code for a protein of 369 amino acids. Gene Ontology annotation, biological process: spindle assembly; centrosome cycle. The record is from RefSeq and is a predicted model, not a curated record. Lineage: Eukaryota; Metazoa; Chordata; Actinopteri; Anabantiformes; Osphronemidae. The transcript has 9 exons. Gene Ontology annotation, cellular component: HAUS complex.